AUGCGUGGAGCUAUCGUCUUCAGCGGCUCGUCGCACCCUGCCCUCGUCGACGGCAUCUGCGACCGCCUGGGUUCAAAGCGGGGCUCGGUAUCUUUGGGGAAAUUUGCAAAUGGGGAGACGUCAGUGUCGAUACAUACGUCGAUCCGAGAGAAGCAUGUCUUUAUCGUGCAGAGCGGGAGCGAGAAGAUCAACGACGCCGUCAUGGAGCUACUGAUCAUGGUGUCCGCCUGCAAAGGUGGUUCCGCAAAGUCAAUCACAGCCGUCAUGCCCUACUUUCCCUACUCGCGCCAGUCCAAGAAGAAGCAACACCGCGGCGCCAUUACCGCUCGCAUGGUCGCCAACCUACUCCACAUUGCCGGCGUCGACCACGUCGUCACCAUUGACCUCCACGCCUCCCAGAUGCAGGGCUUCUUCAAGUGUCCCGUCGACAACCUCCUCGCCGAACCACUCCUCGCACGGUGGAUCCGAGUAAAUAUUCCAAACUGGAAGGAAGCCGUUGUUGUGAGCAAAAACCCCGGUGGUACGAAGCGCGUCACAUCACUAGCCGAUGCAUUAAAGCUUAGCUUUGGCAUCGUCACAACGGACCGGCGAAGGGGCGGCACGAUCCACAUGAGCGAGAGUGCACUGUUCGACCAGUUGAAGAUGGAUGGGGCAUAUGGGACGCCAGGAGUUCUCGAGGCCGCUUUGGAUACGGACGCCCAUAUUACGCCCGCUACCAGCUCGUCGUAUAAUCAUCGCGGCGAGAACGGCAAACCCAAGAUUCAAACGCGGUUUACGAACCCGCUUCAGAGACGUGCCAAUGCGGUGGAAUCUUCUGGUAGCCCUCUUGCCAAAUCAGUGAGGGUCGACUCGGUCCCGGAUGCCGAGAUUCCGCCGGAGACGCUACCGGACAGCGAUCCGCCAGGACAAGAUGCUGACGAGCAAGACGAAAGUGCCGAGGAGUACACUGACGAGCGUGCCAGAGAUGUCAUUCAUGGGCGCCUGGUCCAAGGCCACAUUGUUGAUGAGAGCCAUCCGUCACCCGCCAUGUCCGCGACCUCGAAUUCGACUUGGCGCCACAACCGCGCCGCUUCCGAGACCGAAGACGAUUGUAUUCCGGAUCACAUGAUCUCCUCCUUUGUUUCCACCGCCUCCUCUGUCCGAAGACUGGAAAAUAGUGAACAUGCACAUGCGUUGGGUGGUACGAUCGAUGCCGCGGCGUCGUCUGAAGAUGAGGAGGAUGAUCUGAAUAACCCGGGGCUGGAGACCAUGGUAACGCUUGUUGGCAAUGUGAGAAAUCGCCCGGUGAUUUUGCUCGACGACAUGAUCGACAAGUCCACUUCCUGGAUCGCCGCUGCGGAAACGGUGGUGAAGCGCGGAGGAGCCACGCAGGUAUACUGCAUGGCGACCCACGGUCUCUUUGGCGGAGACUGCCUGGCGGAGAUGAAUGCAUGCGAAUGCAUCGAUAAAAUCAUCGUCACGAAUUCGUUCCCCAUUCCCGAGUAUAAGCAGGCGCAGGCGAGGGAUAAGUUGGUCGUCAUUGGCGUGGACAACCUGCUGGCAGAAGCUAUCCGCCGAAAUCAUCACGGAGAGAGCAUCUCACAAUUGUUUAUGCAUUAUGACUAG
Molecule: messenger RNA, 1605 nt
Organism: Westerdykella ornata
Lineage: Eukaryota; Fungi; Ascomycota; Dothideomycetes; Pleosporales; Sporormiaceae
Product: phosphoribosyl pyrophosphokinase
Exons: 5
Coding region: 1-1605 (534 amino acids)
Biological process (GO): purine nucleotide biosynthetic process; 5-phosphoribose 1-diphosphate biosynthetic process; ribonucleoside monophosphate biosynthetic process
Cellular component (GO): cytoplasm; ribose phosphate diphosphokinase complex
Molecular function (GO): magnesium ion binding; ribose phosphate diphosphokinase activity
Source: RefSeq, a predicted model, not a curated record